AUGGAUAAUGAAGUGGCCUAUCGAUUGGCGUUGCAAACACGUGAGCAGCACAUACGUCGUGAUAAGGCAACAUCGAAUAUCUGCACGGCUCAAGCUUUGUUAGCCAAUAUGGCCGCAAUGUACGCCAUCUACCAUGGACCGCAACGACUCACGACAAUCGCCAGAAAUAUUCACAAGACAACCGCUUACAUUCAAUUGCGUCAGUUCAUCUCACUUUCAAAUUUCGAUUUUUCUCCUCUUAAUUGGAUCAUAAUCGUGAUUGAAAGCUUAGAAUCCUUGUGGAGAUUUCCUUGUGAAAUCCAGGCAAGCUGUCUAUGA
Anisakis simplex (herring worm) is the source of this 318-nucleotide messenger RNA. The record is from the annotation of a GenBank genome assembly. Lineage: Eukaryota; Metazoa; Nematoda; Chromadorea; Rhabditida; Anisakidae.